CCGCUGUUGGUCAUGUGAGUUCGGAGGCUGCAGUCUGCUGUAGGCAGUUUGACUAGAACCAGCGGGAUUUUGGCAGGGCUUCAUCAGCAGCAUGAGGCUGGUGAUUCUGGACGACUACGAACUGGCCAGCGAGUGGGCAGCUAAAUACAUCCGAAACAGGAUCGUCGAGUUCAAACCUUCUGCAGACAGAUACUUCACUUUGGGUUUACCCACAGGCAGCACUCCGUACGGCUGUUACCAGAAGUUAAUAGAGUUCCACAGAAGUGGAGACCUUUCCUUUAAGUAUGUGAAAACCUUCAACAUGGAUGAGUACGUAGGUCUGCCUCGUGCUCAUCCGGAAAGCUACCACUCCUACAUGUGGAACAACUUCUUUAAGCACAUCGACAUCGAUCCGGCCAACGCUCACAUCCUAGAUGGGAAUGCAGAGGACCUAGAGGCUGAGUGCAAUGCUUAUGAAGAGAAGAUCGCUGCGGCUGGAGGGAUCGAGUUGUUUGUUGGAGGAAUUGGGCCUGACGGCCACAUCGCCUUCAACGAACCCGGCUCCAGCCUCGUUUCCAGGACCAGAGUUAAAACUCUGGCGAAGGACACCAUUGUGGCGAACGCUCGUUUCUUUGGCAAUGAUCUCUCCAAGGUUCCUACCAUGGCUCUGACAGUGGGAGUGGGAACCGUAAUGGACGCCAAGGAGGUAAUGAUUCUGAUCACGGGAGCUCACAAAGCGUUCGCUCUGUACAAGGCCAUUGAAGAGGGGGUGAACCACAUGUGGACGGUGUCUGCCUUCCAGCAGCACCCACACACUAUCUUUGUGUGCGACGAGGACGCCACGCUGGAACUCCGUGUUAAAACUGUGAAAUACUUCAAAGGUUUAAUGCAUGUUCACAAUCGACUGGUGGAUCCAGUUCUCAGCAUAAAAGAGCAGUGAAAUAAAGAGAAGAUGUCACUGGAUUAUUCAUACUGGUAGAGUUACACAACCAAGGAGCUUUUAUUGUUACUGCCAAAUAGCUACAUUUUGUUACUGAGAGCCAGCAGGUCAAGAGUGUUUGAAAUCCAAUUAUGAAACUAGUUUUGUUCUGUGCAUAGGAAUUGAGGAAUUAGAAAAUUUUAAAAUCUAAACACUCACUCUUUUUCGAGUUAACUUGUAUAAAGACUUUUCUUUUUAUCGUUCCAGCAUUCCUUUCAUGUUUUUCUCCUUAAGUCACCUUCUUCCUCGGGCUUUUUGCACACACUUGUAUUGUAGUCACUUCUUCUUUUACAAAAGGAAAAAAAAGCAAGUUAUUCAUUUUUGUCUUUCAGAAAUGCAAAAUAAAAGAUGUCUUUAUUAAAUCAAGAAAAAAUGUAUUUCUCGUAAUACAAUGCUUUGGCGUUUCUCUCUAUAUGUUGAGGAGCAUUUAGAGUUUGUCCACAGGGGGCAGUAAUCCAAAACUGCCCCCUGUAAUUUAUUUAAUUAACUCAACCACUAAGCAAAAUACUUAACGAUUAACUGUACAUUGGUGUUUUUUAAGCCUCUUUUUAUAAUUCCUUCAGAUUUGCUGCUUACAGCUAAUAAAACAUAAUGUUUAAAAUUAAAAUUUGACGUUCAUAUUUAAUAGAUGGGCUUUAUUACAAGUUUAAUACUUUCCAAAAGCUAAUUUUCAGAAGGUUUCUUAAUAGGCUUGAUAGGAGGCUGCAAUUCCUUUUACUGAGAUGAAACUGCAUGUCUUGUGUGAUUUUGUGAGGCAGAUUUUGUUUAACUCACUGAUACAUCACAAAUGCUCAGUAACAGGUUUCAGACUAACAAAAUGAAACAUUAAAGCAGAGCUGGAUUUAUGCAGAAUUUAU
Messenger RNA from Poeciliopsis prolifica (blackstripe livebearer), 1815 nucleotides. RefSeq names its product glucosamine-6-phosphate isomerase 2. The coding region runs from base 92 to 919 and encodes 275 amino acids. Gene Ontology annotation, cellular component: cytoplasm. The transcript is spliced from 7 exons. NCBI's taxonomy places the organism in Eukaryota, Metazoa, Chordata, Actinopteri, Cyprinodontiformes, Poeciliidae. Gene Ontology annotation, molecular function: identical protein binding; glucosamine-6-phosphate deaminase activity. Gene Ontology annotation, biological process: D-glucosamine catabolic process; N-acetylneuraminate catabolic process; carbohydrate metabolic process. The record is from RefSeq and is a predicted model, not a curated record.